AACUUCGAGACAAUGUUCACGUGUGUCACAAGCCGGUAGGGCCUAUGAGUUUUUAAUCCAGGAAAGUAAAAUUACAAGAAAUCAGAAAUGGAAACCGAUGAGGUGGAAAAGGAUGCUGCUAAUGCAGCUCCUAAAGCCAAGGAACAUGCUCUUAUUGCUGCGGAUUUAGAGAAAGUUACAGACUAUGCAGAAGAAAACGUCAUAUCGGGCCAAGAUAUGAGCAAUGCAAUUGCAGCAUUGGGUGGUGACAGAACAAAAGAACAAGUAGAAAAAGCAGAAAGAGAAAAGGAGCUGGCCAAGGUGACCAUAAAGAAAGCUGAUGUUGACUUAAUAAUCCAAGAAAUGGAAAUCUCCAGAUCAGAAGCAGAGAGAAGUCUGAGGGAAAACAAAGGAGAUCCAGUUCAGGCAUUGCUUCAACUAGUCAACUGAACUACAAGAUUAUAAAUGAACUGUUGAUCUAGCUUUUGUGUGUACAUGACAUGAAAUGAUGGAAAGGAAAGUCCAAACUAUGUACCACUGUUCUGGUCUCCUGACAAAGGCCUCAGCAAGAAUUCCUUGGUCUAUUUGUUAAUAGAUCCUGGGACCAAACAUCAUAUUUAAACCUAAACUUAUUCCCAAUUGCAAGUUGCAAACUUACCCCUAACCAUAUUUCUUUGACAAGAUAAAGCCAAGAGCGAUUGGCUGAUCACCACUAUGCGAGAAGAUGAUAAACAUGAUGAAGAACAAUGGACACACACAAAGCAUUCUCAAUUGGCAUAGACCACUCAUACAUGUAGAUAGAACAUGGUACAAAUAACCCAAAAUCUUUUAAACAUGGAGAAGUCCCACUCUGUGCAUUCAGAAUAAUCACUGUUAAAGUGAUGGAGUUGCUGCAUGAAUACUUUUGUUUGCCCACUUGAAAAGAAUGCAUCACCUGUGUGUCAAACAAUGUAUAGCUGGUGCAUAAAUGAAUAAUGAUUACGGUACAUAACUUUAAGUUUAAUGACCACAAUGAUCUCCAUUAUUCAUCUCGAUGAGUUUUACAAUUUUGUACAAAUUACCAUUUUCUGCCCAUACGCAAAUACAUGUACAACUGUACAUGUAGUAUCUGCAAAGUACAAACUAGUUUAUACUGUCAACUGUCCCAGAUUGACUCUAAGUGUAGACUGAAAAUUCUGCCCCCAAAGCAAAUCUUUUCCCUUUUUUCCCUUUUUUCCCUUCCUUAUUGAUUAGACAGACCUUGGUUUGGAAUAUUCAACAGGGCCUUGUAAGUGAAGUUAAGGAUUUACUUCAAAUUUAAGUACCUAAUGUAAUUUGUAAAUCUCUGUUUCAAAUUUGAUUUGUUAAUGCCACUGCACACAUUAUGGCAGGGCCGACCAGAUUUUGGAAGAAAUGUCAAUUGGAUGAGAUCUGAUGAUCAAUUGUAAAUCUUUUCCGAUCAAGGUUUGACAUCACUACCGAGAAUGGAAGACCAACUAUUCAUGUUUUCUACCCAAUUGAUUUUGCUAUAUUUUACAAAUUUAGUUCUCUAAUGUUUAUAAUUGGUGAUCAAAUCCUUUUCCAAUUUCUUCCAAAAAUGUCCUGAAUGUGUAACUAGGCAGAUUGUCUGAAUUCUUCACUGAAUGACAAUUUUCGUCCCUCAUGUAAUAGGAAACCUGUAUGAUGCAAUACAUAUUUUAAUACAUGUAUAAGUUAUUAUUAUUAAUUCCCUUUUUUUUGUGUCAAGUGAUGUUUUUUAAAUAAAAUUUGCUUUGUAUCAAGGACAAUUUUG
Molecule: messenger RNA, 1750 nt
Organism: Strongylocentrotus purpuratus (purple sea urchin)
Lineage: Eukaryota; Metazoa; Echinodermata; Echinoidea; Camarodonta; Strongylocentrotidae
Gene: hypk
Product: huntingtin-interacting protein K
Exons: 4
Coding region: 88-429 (113 amino acids)
Biological process (GO): negative regulation of apoptotic process; protein stabilization
Source: RefSeq, a predicted model, not a curated record